CUUUUUCGCCGCCAUCCUGCUCUGCGUGGCUGACUGCUUCUCGCCAUGUCUUUUCACAAGACUUUCAGAAUCAAGCGAUUCCUGGCCAAGAAACAAAAGCAGAAUCGUCCCAUUCCCCAGUGGAUUCGGAUGAAAACUGGUAAUAAAAUCAGGUACAACUCCAAGAGGAGGCACUGGAGAAGAACAAAACUGGGUCUGUAAGGCGUCACACAUCAUGAGAUGACACACUUAACUGGCACACGUAUUUAAUUAAGCUGUGUGAAGAUCAUGUGUUCUAUCAUUCUGUAAACAUCCUUCCUACCUGGCCAUAGACUUGUCUAAUCAUGGAAAUGAUUUUUCUCUGUGACUAUGCCUCUGCACCAGUAGGUUGGUUCGGUAAUAAAUGUGAGA
Molecule: messenger RNA, 390 nt
Organism: Mirounga angustirostris (Northern elephant seal)
Lineage: Eukaryota; Metazoa; Chordata; Mammalia; Carnivora; Phocidae
Product: large ribosomal subunit protein eL39-like
Exons: 1
Coding region: 46-201 (51 amino acids)
Biological process (GO): translation
Cellular component (GO): cytosolic large ribosomal subunit; ribosome
Molecular function (GO): structural constituent of ribosome
Source: RefSeq, a predicted model, not a curated record